This is a messenger RNA of Symbiodinium necroappetens, 1071 nucleotides long. The record is from the annotation of a GenBank genome assembly. Lineage: Eukaryota; Dinophyceae; Suessiales; Symbiodiniaceae.
AUGGAAGAUUUCUGUAGGGAUCGUCUCCAACUCAGGAACUUUGUGCACCCGGACAAGGAGGUGCACCCAGGCCAUUGCAUCCUGGAAGUCAACGGUUUCCGUGGGACUCCCGAGGAGCUCAAGGCAGCCUGCCGAGUGGAAGGUGAGCUUCGGAUACGUCUGCGACGGAAUGAGGACCAGGUGGGCCAGUGGUGGCCUGGCCCACUGCCAGCUUCAGAUCCUCCGGCCAAGGUUGAGACCCUGAGUAGACCGGCUCGGAGAACGGACAAGCGCAUUGUGCAGCUUCCCGAGAGCAGCUGGAUGUGCAUCGGUUGGUUCCUGUACACAAACGAGCUUCUGGGAAAAGUUGCGACAUUGAGCAGCUCUUUCGCAGCGUUGCUUGGGGAUGAGCGCAGCUGGCAGACGCUUGCUCUUCGCGAGGGCACGGGUGCCGCGACAGAGAAGCUGCUGAAGCUGAUGCUGGUGGAGGAGCAGGAGCUGUGGAACUGGCCGCUCUGCCAGGUGCGCGUGGUAGACUUGGAUCUGGCAUGCACCAAUCCCAAGGCCACCAGCCACCUAUGGACACUGACCCUUCGCAAGCUUGACUUGGAGGAGAAUUUGUGUUCCUUGCGCCUGCGGAACAUUCCUGUUGCCAUGAAGCCGUCGGAGGCCGAGCUCUCAGACUGGGACCGGGAGCUGAUCCGACUGGUAAAUCCAGUGCAUCCGAAGUUUCCUGCUGGCUCUUGUACAAACUUCCUUAUCACGGGCGAGCUGGGGGAACUGAGAAGAAGGUACAAGGACUUUGGAUCUUUCGGCAUCAAGCCUGUGCGAGAUCAUGCAGGUAUCGCCUGCCGUGCGAUUGACGUCUCUGCGCAGCGCGGCCUUGCGGAAACUGUGUGGUCCAAGCCUAAGUACAAGGACCUCUCCCAGCAAGCAGCGCAUUUGGUUGAGCAUGAGUUGGGACAGCUAAGAGAGCUGCCUCCUUCCAACAUUCUGGUAACAGAUAACUUUGACAAUUGGGCUGAGCGCAUGGCAAAGACCUACAAACGGAUUUUAAUUUCCAUGCCGGAGCAGCCCGUCGCUUUCUCAUAG